AUGAUUAAUCCGGUAUUCACCAACACAGCAGGUAUGGACAAGUCCUUACUUGCGAAGUACAUAAAGUUGCCACAACCUGAAGGAAAAACCAUGGUUACAUAUGUUUGGAUAGAUGGAAGCGGAGAAAAUCUGCGAGCCAAAACACGUACAUUCGAUAAGGAACCUCAGUCAGCAGACGAUAUUUCAUGGUGGAAUUUUGACGGUUCAUCGACUGGUCAAGCCGAAGGAUCGAAUUCAGAAGUAUAUUUGAAACCAGUGGCAAUGUUCAACGAUCCAUUUACAUUAGCAUCUAAUAAGCUUGUUCUGUGUGAAACAUACAAUUUUGAUAAGAAACCAACUAUGACAAACAAUCGAGCUGAUUGCUUCAAUGCAAUGGAGGCUGCCAAAGAUCAACAUCCAUUAUUUGGUAUUGAGCAAGAAUAUACAUUGAUGGACAGAGAUGGAUGGCCUUUCGGGUGGCCUAAAGGAGGAUAUCCUCAACCGCAAGGUCCAUACUAUUGUGGCAUUGGAGCAUGUUUGGCGUUAGGCCGUGACUUGGUUGAAGCCCAUUACAAAGCAUGUCUCUAUGCCGGAGUCAAUAUUCGAGGUACAAACGCUGAAGUCAUGCCAGCUCAAUGGGAAUAUCAAGUGGGUCCGAGUGAAGGUAUCGAUGCUGCUGAUCAACAUUGGAUGUCACGCUACUUGUUGUUGCGUAUUGCCGAAGAAUACGGUGUUCAAGUGAGUUUCCAUCCGAAACCCAUUGCUGGUGAUUGGAAUGGAGCUGGAUGUCACACAAAUUUCUCUACACUUGCCAUGCGUGAACCUAACGGAAUUGAAGUCAUAAUAGCUGCAAUCGAGAAACUCUCAUUGAGACAUGAAACACACAUCAAAGUGUACGGCAAAGACAACGAACGUCGAUUGACGGGAAAACAUGAGACCGCUAACAUCCAUGAAUUCAGUUACGGUGUAGCAAAUCGAGGUUCAUCCAUCCGAAUUCCUCGCCAAUGCGACGAAGAACGGUGUGGUUACUUUGAAGAUCGUCGACCUGCCUCUAACUGCGAUCCUUAUUGUGUAACAAGUCUUCUUGUACGCACAGUGUGUCUUAAUGAAAAAGACGCAAAAUAA
Molecule: messenger RNA, 1104 nt
Organism: Rotaria socialis
Lineage: Eukaryota; Metazoa; Rotifera; Eurotatoria; Philodinida; Philodinidae
Source: the annotation of a GenBank genome assembly